CUAUAACCACCCAUUAACCAACCAACCGCCUUCCUAUUCAAUCAUUCCUUUCCAUUCAAUCCCCAAAUUCCCAAUCCCCAAAUCCCUAAUUCCUCCUAAGCCCUAAUUCCUCUUCUCCCCAACCCUAAUCGAAAUCCAUGGCCGGAAGUGGAGUGGUCGCCGUCUACGGCAACGGCGCAAUCACCGAGACCGCCGCCAAGCAGUCUCCUUUCUCCGUCAAGGUCGGUCUCGCACAGAUGCUCCGCGGCGGAGUUAUUAUGGACGUCGUUACCCCGGAGCAAGCGCGGGUGGCGGAGGAGGCCGGAGCGUGCGCCGUCAUGGCGCUGGAGCGCGUCCCGGCGGACAUCCGCGCACAAGGCGGCGUCGCGCGGAUGUCGGAUCCGCAGAUGAUUAAGGAGAUUAAGCAGGCGGUGACCAUCCCGGUGAUGGCGAAGGCGCGGAUUGGGCACUUCGUGGAGGCGCAGAUCCUCGAGGCCAUCGGGAUUGACUACGUCGACGAGUCGGAGGUUCUGACGCUCGCCGACGACCAGAACCACAUCAACAAGCACAACUUCCGCAUCCCCUUCGUCUGCGGCUGCCGCAACCUGGGCGAGGCGCUCCGCCGCGUCCGGGAGGGGGCGGCGAUGAUCCGUACGAAGGGGGAGGCGGGGACCGGCAACAUCAUCGAGGCGGUGCGUCACGUGCGUUCCGUGAUGGGCGACAUCCGCGUGCUCCGCAACAUGGACGACGACGAGGUGUUCACCUUCGCGAAGAAGAUCCAGGCGCCUUACGAUCUGGUGAUGCAGACGAAGCAACUUGGGAGGCUCCCCGUGGUCCACUUUGCUGCCGGAGGUGUCGCGACGCCGGCCGACGCGGCGCUGAUGAUGCAGCUGGGGUGCGACGGGGUUUUCGUGGGGUCCGGCGUGUUCAAGAGCGGCGAUCCGGCGAAGAGGGCUCGGGCGAUCGUCCAGGCGGUGACGCACUACAGCGACCCUGAGGUACUGGCGGAGGUGAGCUGCGGCCUAGGGGAAGCCAUGGUUGGAAUCAAUCUGAACGACGAGAAGGUGGAGAGGUACGCCAACAGGUCCGAGUGAAAUCGGGUCAGGGUCAGGGUCAGUGUCAGGUGAUGGUUAUUUAAUUUACUGCUAGUAAAGUAGUAGUACUACUACUGUACUAGUAUAUUACUCCAUUUAAGAGCUGCUUCCCAAAUCCCAAAUGGGUCUGGUCUGGUCUGGUCGGGUCUAAACCUAAAUCUUGUUACUGUGCUCUGCUCAUCUCCUUGGUCGUCCUUGUUUAAUUUUAAUGUGUCUGUGUGUCUGUCUGUUUUCCUCUUUAUAUUUAAUUUCCCUUUGGCAUUAAAAUUGAACUCCUUAAUAGUAGUAGUAGUAGUAGUAUUGUCAGUCAAGAAAGGGUUUUUGGCAUCAUAAUAAGGUUUUACCUAAUAAGCUUAUGGUCAGGAUAUGUUGAUUGUGGUGAUAUUUAUGAAUGUGUGCAAGUGGAAUCGGUAACAGUAAAGUAAAAAACACAUGAUGGAAUUGAUUUCUUGCUUGCUAGCAAAGUAAUUGAUAGGAUUUCUUCA
Andrographis paniculata is the source of this 1558-nucleotide messenger RNA. Its product is annotated as probable pyridoxal 5'-phosphate synthase subunit PDX1. Bases 138 to 1073 code for a protein of 311 amino acids. Gene Ontology annotation, biological process: amino acid metabolic process; pyridoxine biosynthetic process; pyridoxal 5'-phosphate biosynthetic process. The record is from RefSeq and is a predicted model, not a curated record. Gene Ontology annotation, molecular function: amine-lyase activity. The transcript has a single exon. Lineage: Eukaryota; Viridiplantae; Streptophyta; Magnoliopsida; Lamiales; Acanthaceae.